Molecule: messenger RNA, 942 nt
Organism: Polychytrium aggregatum
Lineage: Eukaryota; Fungi; Chytridiomycota; Chytridiomycetes; Polychytriales
Product: eukaryotic phosphomannomutase
Exons: 9
Coding region: 86-838 (250 amino acids)
Biological process (GO): mannose metabolic process; protein N-linked glycosylation; GDP-mannose biosynthetic process
Cellular component (GO): cytosol
Molecular function (GO): phosphomannomutase activity
Source: RefSeq, a predicted model, not a curated record
GCUCGCCGGCCAGGAUGUUCGCUGCCCGCUGCUCGUCUCCUCCUCUCACCGCCGUCCCUGCAUCCCCCCCCAUUCGCCUUCCGCCAUGUCUUUUGUCGACCGUACUCGUCCCGAUACCUUGGUCCUCUUCGACGUCGACGGAACCCUCACUCCCGCUCGUCUGACCAUCUCUGACGAAAUGAGAGACUUGCUCGCUGAUCUGCGCAAGCGAGUUGUCAUCGGCUUUGUCGGCGGCUCCGAUUUGUCCAAGCAGAAGGAGCAGCUCGGAGAGAACGCCGUCGAUCUCUUUGACUUUUCCUUUUCCGAGAACGGCCUCACUGCCUUCCGCCAAGGCGAGAAGCUCCCCUCUGCUAGCUUCAUCCAGUGGAUCGGUGAAGAGGAAUACAAGAAGCUGGCCAACUUUAUCCUGCACUACAUUGCUGAUCUUGAUCUGCCAAUGAAGCGCGGCACGUUCAUCGAGUUCCGCAACGGCAUGAUCAACGUCUCUCCCAUCGGCCGCAACUGCUCUCACCCCGAGCGAAACGAGUUUGAAAAGUUCGACAAGAUCCACAACAUCCGCCCCAAGUUUGUCGAGGCCCUGAGAGCCAACUUCCCCCACCUGGACCUCACCUACUCUAUCGGUGGCCAGAUCUCCUUCGACGUCUUCCCCACUGGCUGGGACAAGACCUACUGCCUGCGACAUGUCAAGGAUGACAACUUCAAGGAGAUUCACUUCUUUGGCGACAAGACCUUCAAGGGCGGAAACGACUACGAGAUCUACACGCACCCCUCGGUUAUCGGCCACAGUGUCGAGAGCCCCGCUGAUACCAUCCGCAUUCUGAAGGAGCUCUUCUUCUAAUAACAUCGCUGUUGACCCUGUGCCGUGGCAUUACCGAGACAGCGCCCAAUACAAUGUGUUCGGCUGGUCAGUCGAUCAGCCGGGUUGCUCGAUCGAUCUGCGUC